Messenger RNA from Mus pahari (shrew mouse), 1104 nucleotides. RefSeq names its product zinc finger CW-type and PWWP domain containing 1 (gene Zcwpw1). Gene Ontology annotation, molecular function: zinc ion binding. Gene Ontology annotation, cellular component: nucleus. Lineage: Eukaryota; Metazoa; Chordata; Mammalia; Rodentia; Muridae. The transcript is spliced from 11 exons. The coding region runs from base 1 to 1104 and encodes 367 amino acids. The record is from RefSeq and is a predicted model, not a curated record.
AUGGACAGAGAGUUUAUAAACAGUUUCCAUUUGUUGCCCCUUUAUCCCCAGGAGUUCUGGGAAAAAACUCUUACCAAUGCAGAGUAUGAGGAGAUUUUCCAGACUGUACUACAGAAGUCCCUGCGGGAGUGCUUGGAGACUUCCUCCUGUGNCCAGCACAUCAGACCUACCAAAUCGGACGAAAAACCGGGCAUUGUUCCUUCUGUCACUGAUAAGAAAAAUGCUGAUCCAGAGAAGGUAGUAACUCCUGAGACUCCAAAGAUUGCAUCUUCUUUAGAAGAGGAAGUGAAUUCUGAGAUGGGGACAUCUAAGCUAGGCCAGCCAGUUACUGAACCCUCUAAGAAGAAAUUUGAUAGAUUCUCUUUAAGCAAACAAAAGGAGAAAGCUGAAGAUGAGAAAAUGGAGAAGAUCCAAGAUGGACAUGAGUGCACUCUGAAGGAGAAACAGAAGAUAGUGAUCCAGGAUCAGGCUCAGAUCAGAGGCCACCAGAAAGGAGGGGACAGUGGUUUUGGCCACUGUGUCAUCUGGGUCCAGUGUUCCUCUCCAAAGUGUGAGAAGUGGCGGCAGCUACGUGGAGACAUUGAUCCUUCAGUUCUUCCAGACGACUGGUCUUGUGACCAGAAUCCAGAUCUGAAUUAUAAUCGCUGUGACAUUCCUGAGGAGAGCUGGGCAGGGUGCGAGGGUGAUGUGGCCUACGCCUCCUACGUCCCAGGAUCCAUCAUCUGGGCCAAGCAAUACGGCUACCCAUGGUGGCCAGGCAUGAUAGAAGCUGACCCUGACCUGGGGGAGUACUUUCUGUUUGCUUCUCAUCUUGACUCCCUGCCGUCUAAGUACCACGUGACAUUUUUUGGAGAAACAGUUUCUCGUGCAUGGAUCCCAGUCCGCAUGUUAAAGAACUUCCAGGAACUGUCUUUGGAGCUAGCUAGAGUGAAAAAAUGCAAGAACAAGGACUCCAAUCAGAAGCUGGAGGCAGCCAUAGUGAUGGCUCACAGGGCAGAACAGACCAGUAUUCAGGAGCGGGUUAACUUGUUUGGUUUCUGGAGUCGAUACAAUGGAGCUGACAUCAGUGGGGAAGGGAAAGGUAGGAAGAGGGAUGGAGGGUAG